Molecule: messenger RNA, 887 nt
Organism: Chinchilla lanigera (long-tailed chinchilla)
Lineage: Eukaryota; Metazoa; Chordata; Mammalia; Rodentia; Chinchillidae
Gene: CUNH20orf141
Product: chromosome unknown open reading frame, human C20orf141
Source: RefSeq, a predicted model, not a curated record
GCAAAAGCUUUUUGUUCUCAGAUAUCACUAAUUUGCUGACUGGGCUCUACAUAGACCCCAGUACCUAUAUAGCCAGACCAGCUGUAGCCCCCUAACUACCCCAGGGCCCUCCCUGGCAAGAGGUCACAAUGCCCCAAGCUGUCUAGUCCCAGAAUAGCUGAUCAAAGGGGGAGGAAGGGAAAAGGGCUUGGGGGGGGGUGGGUAUGUGCGAAGGGAGAAAUUCCCCAAGAUCCCAAUUCCCACCCUCUGAGGUCAUCCUCUGGUGUCUGCCAGGGCCCCAUCCUCCCCACCCUGUCCCUCUUCCAUGACUAAGGUGACCUGCCAUCCCCUCCACAUCCGUCCAUGACCUGGCUCUGUUUACCCAGACUGAAAGCCCUUAUAGAUCCAGUCCUCCUCCCUUCCCAGGGCCUAGUACUGUGGAGAGAUCAGGUAGGUCAGUGCACCCAACUAUCCCCCUGGCACUCAAGCCAGGCUCAGCUCCUGGACAGCAUCCUAAGGCUCAGGGCACUUAGGCUGACAACCAGAGAAGUCUUUACCACGGCCGGACCAGCCCUGCUGCUGCUGCUGUUGCUGAUCAGCUUCUUCGCCUUUGACCUGCUCCAUAGGCCUGCAGGUCCUAGGCUGCCGCCACACAGACUUCUCACAAGGGGCCAGAGUCAGGGGGCCGGCGAGGGUCCAAGACAGCAGGCGGCUACCCUCUUCCCAAGAGGACACCCCAGUCUCCAGGACACACUGCUCCUGCUGCUUCUGGGCCUGGGGCUGCUCUUGGGAGUCCAUAGCAUGCCCCUGGCCCUGCUGGGCCUGGCUUUCUGCCUGCAUCCUUGGGCCUGAGGACCUUCCCAAAACAUCAAAUGCUCCCUCCCCCAAUACACUGGCCACCCUACUUC